AUGGUGAACGAGGACGUAGAUUUAAGGAGUAAACCCGGCGUGGGUGUGAUGCCGGGGUCUCCGCAGGGUUCGUCUCGGGUUCCGGGGAAAUUCGGGACGGGUCCUGUCAAGUGGGAUUGUCAAUGUUUACAACAUGGAGGAGUUUUUGGAGGGCUAGUGGGGGUGGAGGUGGUUGGGGAGGGGCUGCAAGUUUGGACUGAAAUGCCCCUCAAUAAGGCUUUUCUGACCUGGCAUCCCCGGAAAGUCGUAUACUUUAAGUCCUACGCAUUCGGGUGUCGAGUUCAGCCUCCCUUGGGUCCUUUCUCUGCUAGGAAGAUUUUCGUUCUGUGUCCCCAAACCACUCCAAUGGCGAAUCCCGACCUUCCCCAAACCAAGAAGCUUCGUCAGACGGUUCAAUUUCAACCAAGAUGGGAAGACCUAAACGUGGACUGUUUGGCAAAUGUGUUUGGAAGAGUUGGUAUCACGGCAUUGCUCUUGAGUGUCCCUUUCGUGUGUAAGUCUUGGUACAGAGCAAGCCUCGACUCUGCAUGUUGGCAACGUCUCAUUUUGCCUGAUGUUGAUACUGAGAUUGACCUUGGAAAUGAGGGAUUUUGGAAUUCUGACAAUGAAAUUGAAGCUGUGAUUGACAGAAGACUAGAGCUUUUCCGUUUCGAUACCUUGAUGCGCAGAUUUGUAUGGGGAUAUCAAAUUGAUCAUAAUUGCUUUUCUGAGACUCAAUUCAUAAUGUUUGUAGUCAAUCGUAGCAGAGGACAGGCUACUUUCCUCAGGCUGCCUCCACUCUGUCAAAUUGCAUUAUUGAAUCGUGUUGCAGAUGUGUGUCAUGGACUGAAGGGUUUGUCUUUGCAUCGCUGUUCGCUGAUCUAUUCAUCAAGCAUUAUCCCAGAGCUGAUUGGAAAGUGUAAACAUUUGGAGCUGUUGUCAUUGAGGGGGGGCAGUAAUAAUUUGAAGGAACUCCUUUUACAGAUCAGCAUUCACUGUAAGAAUUUCUGUCGUUUACUUGUGUUGAAUGCUGUAAUUGGUAGAGAAGAUGCAUUGGCAAUUGUUAACUUGGUUCCUAAUAUUAAGUACUUGAGCUUGAGGAAGUCAUACAUACAUCGGGAUAAUCUUGUCACAUUAUUCCGGUGCUGCAAAGAACUUGUGCUUUUGGAUGCUAGGGAUUGCUCUGGUUUUGAUGGCGGUGAUGUUGAAAUAUUAGCGCUUGCUUCUCAAAUUGAUAAGUUCAGCUGUGAGGGUUCUAGAAAUGGUGACUGGAAAUCAUGA
Molecule: messenger RNA, 1260 nt
Organism: Prunus armeniaca (apricot)
Lineage: Eukaryota; Viridiplantae; Streptophyta; Magnoliopsida; Rosales; Rosaceae
Source: the annotation of a GenBank genome assembly